CAUAAACAUUUGUAUUGAGCAAAAUAAGACAUACAUUGACUUUUAAUAUAUUGAUAGAUAUUUAUUGUGUUUGACAUCAAACUAAACACAAAGUUUCUCAACAUAAAAGUGUGCGACAAAUAAAACAUGAAUACUAAUCACUCCGAUGUUGCCCUCAGAUAUCACUUAUUGCCCAAACCAAGUGAUACAAGCAUUUUGUUGAGAUAUAUAUGGCUGGACGGCAAUGGUCACGAUAUACGGACAAAAAGUAUGCGCUCAUAUACUGAGCCCAAAACUGUCGAUGAAGUGCCUAAUUGUGCUUAUUGUGGACAAACUUGCGGACACAUGAAACUGACGGCAAACUCGGACUGUUGGCUAAAACCUGUACUCCUGUGUAACGACCCCUUCAGACAACACAAUCACAAACUCGUGUUUUGUGUUCCCAUUAAAUACCAAAUUGAAGGGAAACCGAAUGGUUGGCCAUUUGGUGACUUCGACGACACCGACAGGACAUACAAUUACGGCGUCGGCGCUAAUGUGGCCAACGGUCGUGAUAUUGACGAAGCCUUUUACAGGGCCUGUCUGUACGCCGGGCUAACACUGAGCGCCUCCCAAGCGGAGGACAUGCCUGGGAUGUGGAGCUUCGAGUUGGGCCCGACUCCGGGCACAGCCAUCGGCGAUCAGCUAUGGAUGGCUCGCUUUAUACUGCAAUAUACGUGCGAAGAGUUUGGUUGUGUCGUAUCGUUGAAACCACUAAAACACAAACAAACCGCUAAUCAAUGGCUUAAGGUCUGGACAGGAGAUCAGACGUCAGUAAAGCCGUUGCAGUUUGCUAUCGAUAGCGAUCCGUAUAUCGCUAUCAAAACCAUUUGUCAAUCACUGAUUAGCUGA
Messenger RNA from Medioppia subpectinata, 870 nucleotides. Lineage: Eukaryota; Metazoa; Arthropoda; Arachnida; Sarcoptiformes; Oppiidae. The record is from the annotation of a GenBank genome assembly.